Schistosoma intercalatum is the source of this 1299-nucleotide messenger RNA. NCBI's taxonomy places the organism in Eukaryota, Metazoa, Platyhelminthes, Trematoda, Strigeidida, Schistosomatidae. The record is from the annotation of a GenBank genome assembly.
AUGGGUUUCAAACGUGGUAUUCCUGCUCAUAGUGACGUCACAUAUGAUUUUGUCCCUCCUCAUAAGUGGGAAGAAGUUACACCCGGCCGGAGUGUCCCAACUGGUCUACACGUUAGACAGAAUUUAGACAUCGAGCACAUAAAGGCUAAACUUAUGGAUGUGAUGUCUAACACUUCCAACAUAAUUUCAGGUGAACCUGGGAAACCUGCCAUAAGUGUGUCGACAUAUUCAGGAGCGGAUAACUUGAGAGAGCCCAACACUCAAUCAGUCAAACGCUUUCGUUCAUAUGACGAAUUAAAAAAAGACUUCCAGAAAAUAAACGUGAAUGUCAAGACAGAUCCCGAAAUUAUAACUGAAAUAAUGACUGAAAUAAAACAGGAUAAUUCCUCAGACGAACGAUUAGCAAUACUUUUGGAGGAUCUAUCCUAUUACCUGCACCAGAUUGACAAUGCAAAGAUUUUCUCUAGAAAUGGUUUCGAAACACUCUCAAGGCUUUUGCACCAUCCCAGUUAUGAAGUUAAAAAAGCUUCUUUGAAAGCAAUUAGCGCUGCUACUCAGGGGAAUUCUGAUGUUCAAGUAGUCGCACUUCAAAAUGGUGUGGUUGACCAACUACAUUCUUUUUUGAAAGCAAGCAUGGAUGAGCAAGAUUCAUUGGAAUUCACUACAUUACUGUCAGGAGGAGUGUCAACGCUAAGUGCGUUGCUGCGUAACUUCCCAGUUGCUCAAAAACAGUUCUUUUCAACUUCAGUAAUGUCGCCAUCUGGUUUCGAGCUGCUUGCACAACUAAGCCGUCUAAAUGUUACAAAUGGCAUUCGAGGCUUGCGGGUUCGAAUCCUGACGCUUUUGACAGAUCUUUACAGUGAGCGGCUUGAUACCCAAAUAGCUUUUGGGGAAGACCCCACAAAAACAAAAAUGGAUGUAUGGAAUAUAUAUGCUAGUAUCCCUUUCGAAGAAAACUUUCUAAUGUAUGGAUUUUGCGAAACCCUACAUAUUUCUUUACUUCAAGAUGUUCAAAGGGGUAUGGGAUAUAACGAUUUAAGUGCACCAUUAAACCAUGAUAUACGUGGAAAAGUUAUAACAGCGUGCUUAAAGUUUUUCAACGUAUGUGAUUGGAAAUCACUCAAUUUCUCAAACAAACAAUAUAUUCUAAGCUUAUUGGACUCAAUCAUACACGAGUACAAGCUGCGCUCGAAAAGUGAGACUGAUGACAUUGAUUCUUAUUUUACUGAAAUGCUACUUAAAGCUCAAAAGUUCAGGAAUAUGUUGGAGCCUUAUGAAUCGCCGAAAACUGACCUGUGA